AUGCAGCCCUAUAUUAUCUCAUUCACAGAUGUCAAGGCAGACGGAAACUGUGGCUUCAGUGCUAUUGCCGUUUUACUUGGUCUUGGCGAGGAUGCAUGGCCUUAUGUACGACGUGAUCUGAUUUUUGAGUUGAGGACAUUUUGGAACGAAUACAUUGAGAUGUAUGGUAGUUAUGACCACGCAAUAUCAAUUUAUCAUUCACUAUCCUUCUUCGAAUCACAUAGAUCAGCAUCACUUGAGUAUUGGAUGACGAUGCCAGAUAUGAGACACUUAAUUGCAUGUAAGUACAAUGUCAUACACAUUCUUAGCCCAAAACAGUGUGACACAUAUUUGCCUCUGCGUUCCAUACCUCCACCGACAGAUGAACGUGUAUCUAUGACCACUGGAUUUGUCAAUGACAAUCACUAUGUACCACUGUCAUUGGCAGAUAGAUACCCAAUGCCUUUUGUCAUGAUUCAAUGGUUUAAAUACAAGUAUGAAUGUGAAGCUGACUGGGUUACUCCAUAUAAUGAACAACUAGCCUUAUUCGUCUAA
Tripterygium wilfordii is the source of this 534-nucleotide messenger RNA. RefSeq lists its product as uncharacterized. The transcript has a single exon. NCBI's taxonomy places the organism in Eukaryota, Viridiplantae, Streptophyta, Magnoliopsida, Celastrales, Celastraceae. The record is from RefSeq and is a predicted model, not a curated record. Bases 1 to 534 code for a protein of 177 amino acids.